Messenger RNA from Entelurus aequoreus (snake pipefish), 1437 nucleotides. It is a transcript of the gene pcbd1, whose product is annotated as pterin-4 alpha-carbinolamine dehydratase/dimerization cofactor of hepatocyte nuclear factor 1 alpha. The record is from RefSeq and is a predicted model, not a curated record. The transcript is spliced from 5 exons. Gene Ontology annotation, biological process: tetrahydrobiopterin biosynthetic process. NCBI's taxonomy places the organism in Eukaryota, Metazoa, Chordata, Actinopteri, Syngnathiformes, Syngnathidae. Gene Ontology annotation, molecular function: 4-alpha-hydroxytetrahydrobiopterin dehydratase activity. The coding region runs from base 119 to 427 and encodes 102 amino acids.
GAGGUCUCAAGGUUGGCAAGCUUCAGCACGGGCAGCUAAAAGGAGGACCUUCGGAGCUGCUCAUGUGUUGAUUCAUUCCAGUCUGUCACAGCACAGUGCAUGCAAACAUUCUGCAAACAUGGCCACCAAAAUCCAGAGACUGACCGAGGAGGAGAGAGCUCAUCUUCUUCCGCUGCUGCAGAACGCCCAAUGGGUGGAGGUGGUGGGACGGGACGCCAUCUACAAAGAGUUUGUCUUUAAAGAUUUUAAUCAGGCUUUUGGGUUCAUGUCCAGAGUGGCACUGCAAGCGGAGAAGAUGGACCAUCAUCCUGAGUGGUUCAACGUUUACAAUAAGGUCCAGAUCACCCUGAGCACACACGACUGUGGAGGUUUGUCCCAGCGUGACAUCACGUUGGCCACUUUCAUCGACCAAGCCUCUCUGAUGUGACAAGAUGGAGCAUCUCGACAUUAUUGAUAUCACAAUAAUGUGUCUCACGGAUCAUCAAAGAUCACUUACUGCCUGUCUGGAGAAGGUCAAAUGUACAUUUGAAAUGUUUGUUGAUGACGUUUUUUUUAAAAUUAGAAAUCCACUGUUUUUUAACGUUCUACAAUAUAUAUGUCAAAAUAGUUGAGGUUUGAGUCAUAUUAUCAGGGAUCGCUUCAGUGUUGCCAGAUGGGGAUUACCAUACCGUACAGAGCUGAUUUGACGUUAGUCUUACGGUAAAACAUGACCACAGACUGUGUACAGGAGAAAUGUCCAAAGUGGGGCUCGAGGGACAUUUUGACCAGCAACUAGUUUUUUUUAUUGGCCCAAGACAUGCUCUGAAAAUUAAAUGAAUUAAUUAUUAUUCAGGAAUAUUAGAUAUAACUAUUUACUUUGUCACCUAUAACAUAAAAACUAAGAUAUAUAUUAUUUAUCCACACAGUUUAAAUUUAGCAUGUACUGAUUUAGUUUUAGCAUAUUUAAUGUACAGAUAGUAUCAAAGUGGCCACCUGCAUUCUGUCAUACUAUUUACCCCUGGUAUAUGGCAUAUCUUAUAAUGCAGUUUUACCCAUAAGUAAAGUAACAGAACUGUUGGAAAACAACUGUCACCGGCAGAACAGCGCCAUCAUCUGACUGUAAAGUCAUGUGAGAGGAUGCACAUCAUCAGGUGCAUUGUAUGAUGUGUCCUGUUUGUGUUUGCCAAUAACCAUGGAUUGAAGUGGUUCAAUUAUCCUACCAAUUUUGAAAUCAUUGAUCGCAGAGGCUGAAACUUACGGACAAAUAAUUAUCGUAUGUUCGGUAACGCUGGAUUGUUUUGUCAUCUGGUUAUGUUGCGUAGAUAUUUCCACAUUGAUGGCUUAGAAAAAUACCAUCAAUACCAUUUUGUGUUGGGUUUUAUUGCAAAAUGUUGGUCAUCAAAUAAAUAAAUGUUUGAACUGAAACAUGAGCCCAAAAUCAGAGUGUAUGUAUUUUAU